GGCACGGCGACAGAGUGAGAGUAGGGAGGAGCCUGCCGCAGUGAGUUCAGCUCAGGACAGACUGAAGGACAAAACAAACAGGAAGGAGACAAAAGGUAAAGCCAGCAACAGGCGCGCUGUGAGGCAAAUAAAGACUACUGACACAUCAGCAAUGUCGUUGUCGGUUGCUCGGCGGGUGCUUGCCGCCGCGUCGCAUUCGAGUCAUGAGGGAGGAGCGAAGACCUGGAAGAUCCUGACCUUCGUGCUGGCCUUGCCCGGCGUGGCCGUGUGCAUGGCCAACGGCUACAUGAAGAUGCAGGCCCACUCGCACGAGCCGCCAGAAUUUGUGCCCUACCAACACCUCCGCAUCCGCACCAAGAAAUUCCCAUGGGGCGAUGGCAACCACUCGCUGUUUCACAAUUCUCAUGCCAAUGCUCUGCCCGACGGUUAUGAGAGCUCCCAUCACUGAGGGGCCUUCCAGCCAAUGCAGUGAUGUCUUGCUCUGAAAUAAACAUCAUCCUAUGCACCAA
Molecule: messenger RNA, 509 nt
Organism: Syngnathus typhle (broad-nosed pipefish)
Lineage: Eukaryota; Metazoa; Chordata; Actinopteri; Syngnathiformes; Syngnathidae
Product: cytochrome c oxidase subunit 6A, mitochondrial
Exons: 4
Coding region: 152-448 (98 amino acids)
Biological process (GO): mitochondrial electron transport, cytochrome c to oxygen
Cellular component (GO): mitochondrial inner membrane
Molecular function (GO): enzyme regulator activity
Source: RefSeq, a predicted model, not a curated record